Hyalella azteca is the source of this 11390-nucleotide messenger RNA. RefSeq names its product probable JmjC domain-containing histone demethylation protein 2C (gene Kdm3). The record is from RefSeq and is a predicted model, not a curated record. Gene Ontology annotation, cellular component: histone deacetylase complex; chromatin. The coding region runs from base 1 to 10263 and encodes 3420 amino acids. Gene Ontology annotation, biological process: regulation of transcription by RNA polymerase II. The transcript is spliced from 18 exons. Gene Ontology annotation, molecular function: transcription coregulator activity; chromatin DNA binding; histone H3K9 demethylase activity. Lineage: Eukaryota; Metazoa; Arthropoda; Malacostraca; Amphipoda; Hyalellidae.
AUGUCCGAGUACACGGUGUUGGUGGAAUACGACGGCCGACCUUGGGAGCGCCGAGAGUGGGUGUGCGUGUACCAGCGCGGCGGCUUCCAAGUGUUUCUCGUAGAGCACACGCUGGUCUAUGCCGCGAGGUCCACGGCUCUGCACCACGUCAGGCAUCAGCGCGCCUCUGCUCACCACCAGCUCCAUCCUGCGCUGAAAUUCGUAUUGCUGGUGGACAACGUGGGCCUGAGCGAACAUCGUUACCAGCCCGUGGAGUAUCUCACGGACCGCGCCAUCGAACACCUCGACCCUGAUGAUCUCGAGCCUCACCAGGAAGGCAGCGCUUGCAUCUCGCCAUGCCGUGGCGUGCCGGAGGCCGAGGCUGCGGUGCGAGCUUGGCUGGCGGAGCAGGACGGCCAACGCAUCCUCGUCGACACGCCUUCUGUACUCGUGGGCUUCAGAGUGCAGGUCUACAGGGCCGAGGGCACCACGCAGUGGUACACUGCAGUCAUCGUUAACUACAAUGACACUACAAAGGAGCUGACGGUGACGGACGACACUGUCCUGGAGGAACACUCUGAAGAUCCCUGCCUCCUGCAGAUCAGGCUACUGGGCGAAGGAGUUGUGGAGAGCAUCUUGAGAGGCGAGAGCGUGGGCAUCACAUCUCGCCGGUCCCGCAGCCACGCAGCCCUGCAGGCCUCAGGGGGUCGUCAAAUUAGACGAGACGCGGCAUCUCGUCAGAAAAAGACAUCAAUAGCCCGACCUCAUAAUUCGCCCACUUCUUCUCAGUCGUCUCUUCCACCCUCCAGCUCCCCUUCCUUGAGUCUCAAGAUUACGACUGACACUAUCAGUAACAAUAAGCUUGAUACCGACGCUAACUUGCCUGUAUCCAGGGUCGAGUCCCGAACAAUAAGUAGGCUGAUAAACAUUAAGAACAACAUCAAUAUUAACCCUACGGUAACUCUGUCCGCUGAUCUCAAAAUAGAAAACUACACAAACAUCAAAACCACUAAUAUCAAUAACAACAAUAAUAAUAAUGAUAACAAGAACAAUAAUCGGUCACCUAAACGAAUAACAGAUGAUCAGAGAACUAAGUUCAUAUCAUCACGAGGCUAUAAUAGCAGUCACAAUAAAACCCGUUCCCAGUCUCCGGCAAUAUCCGAAGACACUUCGCCUGCCACUCCGCCCGCCGAAAUUUCCCCUUCCGGUCCUUUGGAAGACCCGUUAAAUUGUUCUUCAUCAGAGAGCUCCUCCGACUGCCCGACGUAUCCAGACUCGCCAAGUGCUCACAUCUCGACGGACGAGAACAUAAUAUCACUCGCUGACAACCCGCUGCCAACACCUCCUGCCGAGACCACGCCUGGCAAUAUCGCUUCAACUACGAAUAUCCUCGAGCCUUCACCGAGUGUCGGUGGUAAACAGGGAGAUGCGUCCGCGCGGCUUGUUUCGCCCGUCAAAUCGAGUUCGAGCGACGAAGAUGCAAGAUUCGACGCUCUUUGUUCAGCAAGAAGAACCGCUCAAACACCUAAUCUUGAAAAAGAUUCUUCUUCAAUGCUUAACCUUGAAAAGAAUUGUCCAUCGGAUAAUGUCGAGGAUGAAACUGCAAGACAUUCUUCGAUCCAUGCUACAAAAAUUAAACAUGUCGUAAAUUUAGAACCUUCUACUGAUAAGUUCUCCGAUGUUAACGUUUUGAAAAAUUCUAAUGAAAGUAUAUUGUUAAAAGGUAAUAUUAAGUCUACCAUUAACGUUACCAAUAACGAUAACGCAUCGUUGAAUGAAGAUAUAGUCUACUUGGCAUCUUCAAAGUCGGUGAAUACGUCGACUGUACAGAAAACUCCACCAAAAUCCAAGCUGUCAGCUUCUGCUUCAGAUUCCAUCCAUAGACAUUCUAUAAGUUCAUAUCCACCAAUUUCACCCGUUUCUAUGUCGCCACCCAACAAAAGCCGUAGCAAUUCAGCAGAAAACGUUACAAAAGUAGCCACUUCAUAUUCGUGUUCUACGUCCACGCCAAGUCCCACAAGAUCCACAGAUACGCGACCAAAGCACAACACUUCGCCUCCUCUGAAGCCAUCCCCUCAUCUUCAAACCUUACCGUCGCGACCCCCACAAAUCAACCACGGUUCCAGCUCAUCCUCGACUCCCUCACGUCAUUGCAAGAGCAAGGCGAGAACUUCUAGUACCGUCCCAUCGUCCCAUCAUCGCCUCGAUGUUUCAGGGGUGGAGUGCUCCCGAACGUCUCGAAGACGAGAAGACAGACCUCUGCCCCUGACGCCUCGACCAAGCUUGCUCACGCCGUCGGCAUCUUCUGUGGUGCCCUUCACAACGAAACCAUCGCUGCCUUCUACUACAUCUACUUCUUCUUCGCCCUCUCCUACUCAUUCUGCAAGAGCUGAAAAUUUAAGUAGUUCAGUUCCUGUACUCAAUAAAUUGGCCAAUCCCACUGGCCCUACUGGUCUAAAUAUCCCACUAUCGUACAGUGGUCCCCAUAGAAUAAAUCAAUCUCAUAAUAGAAUACCUUCCGUUAAUACAACUUCGUCUGAUCUCGGGAAAGCGCCAAGCACCAAGUCCUUAAUUCGAGAGGCCCACAUUCCAGACGAUAAUUUGACUGUUAGGGCUUGUGCUUCCCUCCAUCCAUGCACAUCAACCUCUGUUAAACAAGCAAAUAAUCCUUUGGGCUCCGAACUUCGGUCCACUUCUCCCAUCACUCGGAAGUUGCCAUCAUCAACGACACUCACAACAACAUCACCUCCUUUUUCGCGAUCUCAUCAUCCUACUGUUACCUUUACGUCUACGCUUUCCAGUUUAUCGAGUCGAACUGUGUUCUCGGCGUCGCCUCUUAACAGGCUUCCUGCUUCAACUACCCUCACAACGACCAGUGCACCGCCGUCACGUUUGAACUGCUCUACUACUAUCACAAGCAACAGUGCACCUACUUCUCGUCUACCAUCAAGUACCGUCAUAACCACAAGUUCACCAUUGGUUCCCAGCACUCCUUCUAAUUCACCGCAGUGUCUCUCUUCUGUCGCAUUCUUGACGUCUAAGAAAUGUCUGAACGCUUCAAAUAAUAACCAACUUUCCUGCAACAGUGGGGACGUGUUACUUGGCAGUACAAAUUCUGUUCCUAAAUCCAAGAACUCUUCCAAUUCGGUUGUAAAAAAUAACAUUAUAAGUACAAAAACUUCUCCGAGCUCUUGUUCAGGGGCUUUUCUUAGUAAUCAUUUUGUUGAUGAAGUUUCCAAUGUAUCUACUCAGAGCUCUUCCAAAUCAACUGUUCCAUCGUCUCGUACAGUCCAGCGUGUUUUGCCUUCUGAUUUACCCAACAUACCUAUUGUUUUAGAAGAUUGUCGCACUUCGAUACCCGCGCCUACGACGUCUACCGUUUCCUCAAAUUCUUCAUCCACUACUUGCUCCUCUGAAACUAUUACUUCAAGUCCAGGGAAUGAUCAAACUUGCCGGACGUCACCAUCAAUUUCCAAUUUUUGUAACAAAGUUUCUUCUGCUUCGCAAGAUUUGGGCCAAAACGAGGAUAGAGAUCAUUCUCAAGCUUCUUAUGUUACUCAUGUGAAUUCUGAUGAUGUGAAAUGUACCAAAGUCAAAUUGAGGAAUUCGAGGGAUUCUGAAAUAAUUGAUGAGAUACCUAAAGAUUCUACGCAUGACGAGUGUGAUGUUAUUGCAGUUUUAAACACCACGAAAAGUCCCGAUAAUCCAGCACCAAGUAUAAAGAAUUCAGAAAUCAUUGAUCGUAUUGGUGAAUGCUCUUCGAAUACGAAUUCUGAGAAGAGUUGUAACGGUGAAUUUAGCACCAUUUCACCCGGUAGCGUAAUUGCACCACAGUGCUCUGCCAAUUCUGCCAGUGUCUCCACCUGCUCAACUUCUAGAGAGUCAAGAUAUCUCGUGAACGCUAGGAAUGGUGCAGGGGUGAACACUCACGGUAGAGCAACUGUGUACAGAGUGGGUAGCGGUGGCGUAACUGGGAGCGUAGUGGCGGGAGUCAGCGGGAGAGCAGUGAGUAUUACGGCGACCAGUGGACCGGCUCCUCAUGCACCCACCCGUCCUGCAUCCCCUCCUUCGGUGAGCAUUACGGCCGUGCUCAGACCUCAGCCUCAUCAUCAGUCUGCAGCACACCAUGCUGCCUUGUCAUCUACUGCACCUUUCUCCUGUAGCUCUCCUUCCCCAGCAACUCCUGCUCAGCACUUAUCCCCCGUGCCAGUCUCGUCUACCAGCCAACCCCUCAUGCCCCCGCAGCCCAGGAUGGAUGAUGGCUCCAGCGACUCAGGCGUGAGUGUGUCUGAGCCUCGCUCUGUAUCUCGAUCGUCUGUACUCAGUGACGAACGUUCAUCGUCAGUUGAAGUAAAGCCAAACACUCCCACCCCUCAACAUAAUACGAAAAGUUUCUUACAAGCCGCUGCACAACUAUCGUCAAGCAUUGCUCAUAACAACAGCGGCGGCAAUCUAAGUAACCCUGGUGGUCCUGCUUCGAGUUUCGCCCUGGACCACCGCAAUAACAAGGAGGUGAGAGUGUGGCGGGAUCCGGCUUUGCUCUCGCAGUCUGAGCAAGCCGUCCGCCACAUACACUCCCUCCAACAUCCCAUGUCCUAUCAGCCCCAUGCUCCUCCACCACCACAUCAUCCCUCGCCACAUGCUACGCCUGCUCACCCAUCCCUAGUGGCGGCGGCAGCAGCGGCUGCGCUGCCCCCUGGGAUCGGCUUCCCUCAUGGACAUCCGAUGCAUUUGGCUGGUCUACAGCCUCCACUUAGCGCUGCUGCCGCAGCUUUCUACGCCAGCCAGAACAAUAUGUGGAAACAACUAGCGGGAGUGCCUCCUGCCGCUAUGCAUCCCUCUUACCAUGGUAUUCUUCCUCACGCUGGCGUUGCGCAAGAAGAAGCCUUCAGAGAGUUCGAAAGGAGUCAACAGGACAGAGCUCUUAGAGACCGCCGAGAAUUAGAUGCACGUGAAAAAGAUCGUGUCAAAAUGGAACGUGAAAAAGCUGCCGAACGGGAGAAGAGAAUGCGAGAGCGAGAAGAAGAGGAACGGAAAAUCAGAGAAGAGAAGGAACGACAAAAACAUCAAGUUGCACAGCACUUUGAAGAAUCAUUGAGACUUCAUGAACAAAAGCCCUGUAGUGGUGCAGUGAUGCGACACACCGAUAACCUUAUCACGCCCAGCACCAACUAUCAUCACUACUUCCAUCCGCUACACCAACUCAACAAUAAUAGCAAUAAUGCAUGCUCUAACAACUCUAACCAGUACCAACCCACUACCCACAACUCGUCAUUACACCAUCCACCCUCAGUCACAUUCUCCUCUGCCAACCACUUACCUCUUCACCACCAGACGCAACAAACUUCACUAACACAGCACCACGUGCAGCAACAAAUCAACACACUCUACCCUCCACAACCAGCGACUCAGUCCCAACCCACGACUACAUCUGUAUAUCAGCCUCUAUCCAAUCAGAAGAGCGGUGGGUGGACAUCAAUUCAUCCGCUGGAAGAACGCCGUUUUCUGGAACAGCAUCAGCAGCGUCAACGAGACGAAUUGUCAAGAAGGCAUCAGGGGCCUGAUCGGAUGGUAUCAGAAAGCAUUUACAAAGCCUAUCGUCAAGGACAAGAAGAUGAUAGAAGAGAACAAGGCAUCGUGCCACCUCCUGCCCACUCUAAAUCGCUUGCUGAGAAAACUCUAGUUACCAAUGCAGCGGCUUCUACCAUGCAUGCAUAUCCUGCGACUGCUUUUGCCCCCGUUAAAGACCCCAAACAUCGUGACCCCCACUACGGUAUGCAUCAUCAUGAUAAAUCUAGCGUUAUUGUACAACCGGACCCGAAGUACGACAAAUCUCAUUCAAUAAGUCCCAAACAGGCAGUUAUUGGGAGAGCGAGUCCUUACCAACCGGCGAACAUGUAUAAAAGUUAUGAAAUUACUCAGUCUCAACAUCGAGGGAGUAGUGGUCCUUCAUCGCAUCAGGUCAUCAGCCUAGAUUCCUCCUCUCGACCUGGGUCAUCCAUGGCGUCUUCCCCACAUAGUGUUGAUCUUAUUAAAACCCGGCCACCUCAGUCUUCACCUCAUCCGUCGACCUCAUCUCCAGCCAUUCAUGACCGCUACUACCCUUCAAAAUCUCCGUCAACUUCCUAUCAGUCUGCGCAUUCUAUCCACGCAGCACAUGCUAGUCUGGCUUCUCACCCUUCCCACGCUCAGCUCUCAGCUGUCCAUCAGCCUGUUAGCUCGCCCCACUCACUGCACUCAAGUCAACAUCCUUCACGCUCGCACCAUUCAAGUCACGUAAGCAAUAAUACUUCGCUAGUAUCAGUGAGUUUAAUACCGAACCCAUUGCACAUGUCACAGCAAGGGCCUCUCAAAUCGAAAGUUAACUCGCCACCUCCUCAGCAAGUUUACACUCAGCCGGAACACACUGCUCGUGGAGGAUUGCCAGCUCACAUACCGCAUGCUAAAGCGCUACUCGCAGCGCCUCCACCAGCGCAUUCUGGUAAUAGAAACCCUGAGAGAGCCCCUCCACCACCUCAUGAGGCUCGGGUGCACAUCGAACGAGCGGUUCCUUACGACGCAAGAUCAUAUCCCAGUAAUAUUCCAUCUCCUCAUCCUAAACCAUCGCCGGCUUUAUCCCAUGUACCUUUGACAACUGGUCCGAGGACUGGUCUCCCAGUCACUACGGCACAGCAGCAUCAGACGCCUCUCCAAGCUCCAGGUGUUCACCCAGCGCAAACUCAACCAUUGGACUUGGGUCGGAGAGAUGAUCCAGGGGCAUCUCCUGCCAAGCGACGGACAUUGACACCCACUCCCCAAGAUACUAAGAAGCCUCGACUAGAAGUAACUUCUACUGCACCACUUUUAUCUAAAGUCCCCGAGCCAAGCCCUGUUUACUCACCUGCAAUGACUACAAUAACAUCGGUGGAGAAUUUAGCUGCUCAAACAAACGUCAAUAGUACCCUCAGUCCUGUGCAGGCUAAUUCCAAUGGUUCGAGACCUCCUAGCCAACCUCCGGCGUCAGUCACUCCAACCCCUUCGAGGCCUGACAGCACUCAUUCACCGGAUUCUAAUUCCAUUGGUACACCUUCCGGUAAAUCUGAACCAGAAAAAUCUAACAGUCCUGGCCCAUCUGGAGCGGGUUACGUCCAUAAACUAAAGAAAGCCUGGCUGCAUCGUCACGAAAGUGGUCCCGAAAUAGUUCCCAAUAAUUUGUCCCCUUCUCCUUCCAGUAGAGGACCCAAUGGCUCACCUGGGGCUACUACAGCCGCCAUGAAUGGGGGUAGCACUAAUAAUUCUAAUGCAGGAGGUCCGAAGUCACCGGCUAACGGUAAAUCAUCUCGAAAUGAAGAUGGAAGUAGCAGGGGAUCUUUGCCUUCAUGGAAAAGUAAAGGGGGCUCAACUCUUCCUAAUGGGCAUGCUCAAGAUGCGAGAGACCUAGAUUCGUCAUCCACUGAUUCUGAUGACGGCAACGCUGUGCACAAACCAAAGCGUGGGAAAGGUAAGCGAUCAAUCAAGCGUCCCAAGAAGAGCAGUGACAGUAAUAGUGAGAGUGACAAGGAAAGUGACGGCAGUGAGACUAGUAAAAAGUCGAGCCGGCUUUCGUUGAAGCAAGAUCUAGAACCUAAGAAACGAGGAAGGAAACCGAAGCCCAAAGUCGAGAAGGAAAAAGAAGAUGGUCCAAAGCCGAAAAAGUUGAAAGAAGAAUUAGUUGGAGAUCCAUUGAAGAAACCACCUUUACAUCAGCUGAAGAAAACGGGUGAGAGCUUCUUGCAAGACGGUUCUUGUUUUGAAGUAUCGCCGAAGCUACCUAAAUGUCGCGAGUGCAGGUGGACUCCUAAUCAGCGCAACAAGAAAAUGCCAAACAUCUUCUGCAGGUUCUACGCUUUCAGGAGACUUCGUUACACGAAAAACGGACAGCUGGCUGUAGCUGGCUUCUCUAAUCCAAUCAAGGAUGCGUAUGGUGAAGACUUGCGUUUGUGGGUUCCAGACAUCAAUAAUCCUGUCCCUGAUCUCGAUGUUGAGAAAAGCAAGUUUCUCAUAACGCAUGUGGGCGAUCAACUGUGUGAUUUAGUACAGCAAGAAAAACAAGCCACUCAGCUGCAUAUGGCCAGUGAUUGUACAGUGGCUUGGAAGCGAGUUGUACAAGGCGUACGUGAAAUGUGCGACGUCUGUGAAACGACUCUCUUCAAUAUCCACUGGGCAUGUAGCAAGUGCGGCUUCGUUGUAUGCAUUGACUGCUAUAAGGGACGGAAAAACGGAACUGUCAAGGUGUGGGAUGAUGCUGGCAACAAGGAGCGAGACGAAUAUCAAUGGUUGCUUUGCACCUCCCGCGUGCCGCAUGAACAGGACAAGCUCAUGCUCACUCAAAUUAUUUCUGGCAACGCUCUCAUGGAGCUGGGAAAGAUGGUACACCAAGUUCGAUACGAUUUUGGCCUGCCACAGCUUUGUAAUUGUGAAGAAGCUCAAAAAUAUAAGGAAAAAGAAGCUCUACAAAGCGAUGAGAACAAAAAACUGAACGGCGUUUUGAAAGGCGUUUCUGUGAAGGAUGAGCCUAAUUGUGGUCUUGUCAACGGUUCAAUUAAGAGCGAGAAGAACAAGGUUAAUGGCAAAGAUGACGAGGAUAUGGCAAACUCUCCUCUUAAUUUCUUCGCCAAUGUCGCAUUAUCGAAUGAUAAACGCGAUAGUGAGACCUCCAAUUCUGACUUUGGAAGUGAUUCGGAUGACAAGGAUGGCAAUCAAUCUACGCUGCGUCAGCUAUUGCAACGUCCGAAUUCCAGACCGAGCAGCCGCGCGAAUCACACUAAGGAUGAUCCGCCCUCCAACACAAAGAAGAAGCCGAAGCUCGAGACUUUGGAUGAUCUCAUAUCGUGCGUAAUAGAACCAAACACCGCGGACACCGAAACUAAACUGGAUAACAAACAACUGGAGCUCAAGCAUUUCAUCAGGAAGUACAAUUACAAACGUGUGGGCCGUGAUCUACUGCCUAUUCGCAUUAUGACGAAAGUAGAAAGCACAUUACUGUAUCCGAAUGUGCAGCACUCAUGGCUUUGCGAUGGCAAAUUGCUACGUCUGCACGAUCCGACCAACGUUAACAACAUUCAUAUUUUCCAAGACCAAUGGAAGAGAGGACAACCUGUAAUGGUUUCUGGUGCUGGCCAACUUUUCAAACAGGAUCUCUGGAGGCCUUAUUCCUUCGCUAAAGAUUUUGGAGAAGUGAAGAACGAUCUUAUCAAUUGCCUAACUGGCAACAUCGUUCCCAAUCAAACCAUGCGCAAGUUCUGGGACGGGUUUGAAAACUACAGCAAAAGACUUAAAGAUGAAAAAGGCAAUCCCAUGAUUUUAAAAUUAAAAGACUGGCCUCCUGGUGACGAUUUCGCCGAAUUUUUGCCUAUGCGCUUCAAAGAUCUAAUGGAGAAACUUCCUAUGGGCGACUAUACAAGACGAGACGGAACUCUAAAUCUGGCUGGCCGCUUGCCGGAAUGCUUUGUCAAACCUGAUCUUGGCCCUAAGAUGUACAUCGCCUACGGUUCGGCCCUAUAUCCUCAAAAGGCCUCAACAAAUCUGCAUUUAGACAUUUCUGAUGCUGUCAACGUAAUGUGCUACUCCGGAGUACCCAAAGACGGCAGCACGGAAGAAGAUGUCAAAGCUGCCUUGAAAGCCAUUGACGACGCUGGUUGCGAUUUACUCACACGUCGUCGCGCCCGUGAGCCAGAGACCGUCCCAGGAGCUCUGUGGCAUAUAUACCACGCACGCGAUGCCGACAAAAUAAGAGAUCUCCUCAAUAAAGUCGCUAUCGCCAACGGCGUAAAGCUGGAACCUUACCACGACCCCAUUCAUGAUCAGAGUUGGUAUCUUGAUCGUCCUCUGAGGGAGAGACUCUACAAGGAAUACGGUGUUGAGGGAUACUCCAUCCUUCAGUGCAUGGGAGAUGCCAUCUUCAUCCCCGCCGGGGCCCCGCACCAGGUUCGAAAUCUUCACAAUUGCAUCAAAGUGGCCGAAGAUUUCGUGUCUCCUGAGAACGUCGCUCAUUGCUUUCAUCUGACCCAAGAGUUCCGGCAUCUUAGCGACAGUCACACCAACCAUGAAGACAAAUUACAAAUCAAAAAUAUCAUUUACCAUGCGAUGAAGGACAGCGUCGCUGUGCUCAUGGCCCACAAGUUAAAGCUACAAAGUGGCAACGGCUCAAGCAGCAAUGGCACUAACUCAAGUGGAAACAACUGUGUCGACGGCGCUGCAUCUCCAAGUGGCGAUCAAUCCUCCACUGAUGGCAAGAUAAAGAGAGAGCAGCAGCCUGAAUCCUGAAAACUGCUCAAAUGAUUUAGUGACGUAGUCCUGUGUGUGCCGUAGGUCGAUAUUGACACUCCAAACGUCUACAUUCGAUUUAUGAGGUAUUUGAAAAUAUAUAGAAUAAAUAUAUAGAAAUCGAUAUAUAUCUAUCACUGUCAAAUGAGGAUUAUUUUUUCUAAAGGUCCACUUGAUAAUUUCAAGUACGAUUUUGGAAUAUUCUCAUUUCUGAAUGGAAAGUGAUGUGUCACCAUUGUUACAUGUUUUUUCUUAGUUUUGAGUGCAAACUAUUAUACUCCCUAUGUUGUUGAGUGUUUUGAAGAAGACAUUGGUGUAAACAUCGUAAUUGUAAUGAUUGCACAGUGUAAAGUGUACUAGUGAUACUAUAACAUUUUUGACUUGGUGACUUGUGAAAUGAAGAGAAACAUUCAGCUUUGACGCUUUCUCUUCGGAUCUAUCACUACUUUUCACCUUGGCUCUCAUUCAUCUAAUAAGAAGCAGCUGAUGUUGCUGUCGCCGCCUCUGCUAAUUCAUUAAGUUUAUCUGAUGCCGGACCAGUUGUUAUAAAGAUGGUAAUUAUCUAAGUUUUAUAGGUGAAGUCGCCUCAGCUCCGCUGUAGUGCCAAGCUUCCUGCUUUGAUUGUAACGUGAUCUCAUUGUGGUGGGAGAGUUGGCUCUUCUCAUUUGCGCACCCAUCCCAUUUGUUGGAUGUCAUUUUUCCCUCUCCUGGGGCGCUACAACGCCCACUUAAGGCAUCAGUUAACAUACGGUCAUUAUUAUUAUUAUUAAUAUUAUAUUUUAAUUUGUUUCAUGGAGAGUACCCUUCUUUUUUCCGUUUCUGCAUGUAUGAUACCAUGUAAUAACUCGUAAAAAAGGCUGAUGCAAGGUUCCUUUGCAGGAUGGCUUCAUUAUCGGCAUUGAUUUUCAUUUGAAGAUUGUUGCGAUCUUAGAAAAAAUACUUGGAUCGUGUUGAAAGGUGUAAUUUAUUUGCUUCUUUUAGUAAGGGCUCUGUAGAAAGUGUACAUUUUUUCGUAGUUGUGGAAUGUUCGCAGGCUCUUGCCCCAGCCUACGUCGCCGUGCUAACUUUUUGUACUGUCAAUAUGUAAACAGAUCACAAUUUGAAAUAGGAGAAAUGUUGCCAUUGUA